AUGUUAGUAGGCGCCAUCACCUUGGCUGAAUGGGCCGGAGAGAUGCCCCUCUUUUGCGCUCUCGCUGGGGGCCAGAACAAGAUGCAGGUUGCCGCCACCCCCAAGCAGGCUUCCUUCCUCGCAAUCUGUCAAGAGCACGGGCCUGGCAGAUCUUCUAUAGAGAGCUUGGUAAUCUUCUCUCACAGCAUCGGGUCAGCACCCCAAGUUCGUGCUAAAAAGUCUUCUCAAGAGGUGCCCCCUGGAGCCAGCAGUGCACUGCUCCCUGCUACGCAUAAGCCGAGCUCCGUCCUGGCAAUGAUCCUGCAAGCGGGGAUGGACGAUCGCAACCCCCCUGCGGCGCAGAGCGCCCCCUUCUUCUGGCCCUUCUCCAAGAGCAGCGGCAACCUGGCCGCCCUCCUCAACCCCGCCCAGGGCUCCAGCUUGGAAAAUGUCGUCACCUCUGCAGCGGCAGCAGCCGCCGCAGCAGCGGCGAAUGCCGCUGUGGCUGCCGUGUUCUCGGCUGCUGGAAUGCCGAAUCCUGUGAGCCAGGAGGCCCAGCAGCGAGGCGGGGGGGGAGCGAUCAUCCGACCCGAGCCUUCUUUGGCUGCCCCAAAGAACUCGUCAGGCAUGGAGGAGAUGCGGCAGAGCACAACGCAGUCCCUGCUUGACACGCUGCAGGCUGCACUGAACAGCCAGAAGGAGGAGGGGACUGCUGGGGUCGAGAAAGACGGGAAUCUAGAGCUGCAGCCAAACCUGGGGCUCUCGCUGGACCUGACCCGCUCCCAGAGCAGCACGCAGAACGCCUUUCUGGCAGCAUUCCAGGCAGCAAACGGGGCCGCAAAGCGUGCCCCUGACGGCCCCUCUUCCCACAAUGCGCGGUCUGAGGGCUCCGAUGCUCUUUUGACAAAGCUGCAGCUGGCAUUGAAAGCUUCCUCGAAGCGGGAUGAGGGCGGGGCAGGUCCCGUCCAUGCUGAGCGCGACCUGAUGUCAGCGCUGGAGGGGGGCCCUCGUGGAAAAAGCGCAGAGGGGGGGAAGAAGAACGACCAAGUGCAGCACGACCGCAGGGCAGUGUUGUGGGAGGAGGCAUGCGAGGAGGAGGAACGAGGCGUGGGGGUUGCUGCAAUUGACGCGAACGGCCGGUCGCUUGGCAAGUCGGGGUCGGGGUUUGGCAAGUCGGGGUCAGGAUACAGCAGCAAGGGGGGCGGCUCGGGGGUGAUCUGGCCAGACCAGGAUGGGCAAGUGGCGGACCCCAUCGAGCUGAGCAAGCGCAGCGCCAGCAUUGCAUGGCCCGAGGACAGCGCCCGGAAGAAGGGGGGCGAGCCCUGGUUAGCGCGCCUGUCGUCGGGAGAUCCCGAGGGGAAACUAGACGCAGUGCAGAAUGGCGACGGGCCCCCCAAGGCAAAGGGGACAUACACGGAGCAGCACCGUGCGGAGCAGGCGCUGCGGACGCUGGCGCAGAUGGCCGGGGGCCGGGACGGGGGCCCCGCUUCGCUUGGGCCGUCGCCAGCGUCGUUUUCUCUCUCCCUAGGGGACAUCCAGCAGCAGUUUGCUUCACCCUCGGGGGGAAAAAGCAACACGGCCCUCGCCCCCCUGACGCUCGCCACAGCGUCGCUGCGCCGGCUGCUUGGGUUGGGCCCACUGCAAAGCCCCGACGCUGGCAAGAGCAGUGACGUGCAUUUCGAUCGGAAUGGGGGGCAUGCAGACGGCCGCCCAGAGGACGAUGUCAAGUCGCCGUUUGAGUUGAACCCCCUGCUGCGUGCUGGGGGCAGUGGCCCUGCCUCUGUGGGGGGGGGGAGCGCUGCAGGAACGCCGACUGUGGUUGGGUUCAAGCGAGAGCGACUGGAAAGCAUUGAGCGAUACAAGGAGAAGCGGCGAAGGCGGCAGCUCAACGUGACCGAGUCGAAGCAAAGCGACCGAUCCGAUGAGGAGGACGGGGGGGGAGGAGACGAGCCAAAGAAGGGGGGUAGGGAUGAGCCAGCGAGGUCGCCGACGCCCCCCCGGAUGCGGGGCCCGAUGCCGAGCCCCAGCCCGAAGGGGGAGGAGCGAUCGGCGACACCUCCCCCGAGCCGAGAGGGAUCCCCCGGCGUGACGGUGGCUCAGCCGGCUGGGGGGCGCAGGAGACGGUUGGCGCAGCUUCCGCUAGACGAGGCUAAGGCGAAGAACGUGAUGGCGCACCGAGCGUCGGCGGCGCGGAGCAAUGCAAAGAAGAAGGCCGCCCUGGAGCGCGUGCAACGUCUGGAGGCCAUGCUAGGCCCCGUGCGGGCGGCGCUGAUCGGCGCGUGCGAGCGGGACGACGAACUGAAGCAGCUGCUGCUCAAGCGGGCGGGCUCAAAGGUGGACGCGCUGUCCAAGUUUGUGGACGGGGAGCAGUCGCUGGACGACCUGUUGCAGGCCACAAGUAUAAGUAGUAAAAAGUGACAUGUACAUAGGUUGCAGCAUGCUGAAGCAAAUUGACAGCACCAUCGCUUGUGUACUAGAGUAACUUGGAAGUCGGAAGUUGUCAGAAAGGAAUUUGUGCCAGGUACUAAGAAAACAGCUUGUUGGCUGAAAAUCGCCAGAAUAGUCCGAUGACUUUUUCAAUAGCAACUGCAUUAUAAUGAUUGUUCUCCUGAGUUCGGCUGAUUUCCUAGUGGGUCGAAACUAUAGUGAUGCGUCACACUUUGUCAAGUCCAAUGGUCUCUUUUCGUACUCGC
Molecule: messenger RNA, 2672 nt
Organism: Klebsormidium nitens
Lineage: Eukaryota; Viridiplantae; Streptophyta; Klebsormidiophyceae; Klebsormidiales; Klebsormidiaceae
Source: the annotation of a GenBank genome assembly